Messenger RNA from Uloborus diversus, 3181 nucleotides. RefSeq names its product SHC SH2 domain-binding protein 1-like (gene nesd). Gene Ontology annotation, biological process: spermatogenesis; male meiosis cytokinesis. NCBI's taxonomy places the organism in Eukaryota, Metazoa, Arthropoda, Arachnida, Araneae, Uloboridae. The record is from RefSeq and is a predicted model, not a curated record. Bases 1 to 1800 code for a protein of 599 amino acids. The transcript has 9 exons.
AUGGACCCGCUACCUGAAUUAACUCCUUGUUUCGUUCAUCCAAAUAUAUACAAGCUGGAAAUAGAUUCUGCUUCCUUAAAUGAACUUCUUCAGUUGUUUUGCCUGGAUAUUUUGCGUGGAUGUACCUUUUCUAACGUCGAAACUUUUCUUGUUGAAUAUGUUACAAGCAUUAUAGAACCUGUUGGUUGGAAAGCAGUUUGGCGAUCAACAAAAGAAUCAUCUGCUUUUAAAUUUGAGUGUGACUUUAUUGUUGAGGUGAUUAAUGUUAGCUUAGAAAAACUGGAAGCAGAUGUUUAUGUAAGAAGUGUCAUUAUAGAAAAUUCUGAUUUAUCAAUUUUAGAAACCUUAAAAACCAAAAUAAACCCUGAGAAUUUACUCACCGUUCCAUUAAUAGAAUUAUUUACUAUAAGUGAAAAUGAUGAAGAGGAAUUAUAUGCCAAGACUGCAACUUGUAUUGAGCAUGUCAGGCUGUUCAUGACGCAACUUGCUCGUCCUUGGGAUGGAGAUGAUGAUGAUAUCUCAUAUACUGAAAAAAUAUUGAAACCACGCCUACAGUUGUUCUUUGACAUGAAGAAUAAUAUUUUACCUAAACCUGUAAUAACUAAGAUACAAUUAAUCCUCAAGGAAGGUUGGAAAAUAUAUAAGGAUUUAGAUGCCUUAUACACAGAAAUGAAUAUCAGCGACUCUGAAGCAGAGAUAAAUGAUGAUGAUUUGAUGCAUUCUAUGUCUUUAAGAACUAGACUUGGGGAACUGCAAGCAAAAUUGGAGAUGCUAGAAAAUCCAAUCAUUAGAUCUCUGGUUAUGAAAAAGUAUGUCCCUAGAAAAUCUUUCAAAUCUCAAAUGAGUUCUAAGGCAGGCCCAGUGACAUUUAUAAUUGCUAAAGAAUUUACAUUUGAAGUCAUCAAAAAUUUAGAUCUUGGUCCAACAACAGUUUUGGAAUUCGAGCAUAAUCCAGAAAGUGCAUUCAAGUGCUGUUCUUCUGGAGACAGAAUUCUAAUAUUCCCUGGAGUUUAUCAAUGUGACAAUCUGGGAUGGUUAGAAGGAGAUGUGUCUAUUUAUGGUGUUGGUGCUUGCACAGAUAUAGUUCUUGAAGCUACUGGAAAUAGUGAUGUAUUUUUGAACAGCUGUGCACAAAACUUAAGGGUUGAAAAUCUGACCAUUAAAGCUAAGUCUGGACUUCUGUGUGCAUUACUGGUUCAUCAUGGAACUUUGUCUUUGAAAGACUGCAUCAUUGAGUGCAAUAAAUCUGAUAUAGGAAUAUUGUUACUGGGAGGCUCUUCAGCAACUGUUGAAAAUAGCAUUGUCUGCAAUGCUGCCAAAGAUGGCAUACAACUAAGAUCCCUGAGCACUUUGUGUCUUAAGUCCUCUAAAAUCUUGCAAUGUGAGAGACAUGGUUUACAGAUAGAUGUGGAAGAUGGGAAUUCAAGCUCUAAUUUCACUGAUGUUGAAGUUUUUGAUUCCCAAAUUACUGAAAAUCGUGGCCAUGGGUUGUUCCUGAAUAAUGCUCCGAUCUCGGAAAUAUGUCUUCAAAGGCCAGACGGUGAUUUUAGUGUGCUUAAACUCUUUCCUUGGCUAAAGCACAAAAUAGAAAACUCUGUUACAGAGGGAAACCUACAAGCUGGAAUAGGAGUUUCUUCAGCCUGCAAAUCACAUAACAGUGUAACAAGACUUACUUCAAGAUUGUAUCCAUCUAUUCCUAAGGAUGAAGAACAUAACUGUUCCGUACUCAGUGAUAUUCUAAAUGAAGUCAGUAUGGUUGAUUUAAAUACUGCUAAGUACUACGACUCUGUUUUCGACUGAAAAAAUAUUUGAAAAACCAUGCAAGAUCAAAGAUAUUUUGGCAGCUUUUUUGCAUUUAAAAUUUAAGUGUUUAAAUUAAUUUUGGUAGCUGUUUAUUCUGUGUGUUGAAAGUGAGAAAAGCAUUGAUGCUCAGUGUAUAGAUUGUGAGGAAAAAAAGCAUUUAAUUUAUUUUAUUCAAAAUAUUUAAAAUUAAAUGUGUUUUUAAUUGUUAUGACAAAAUUUCAAAAUUUCAUUGUCUUGUUCUUAGUUUAUAUGUUGACUUUGUUUAAAAGAGUUUGAUUUUGUUUUUAUGUCAGAUCUUUUACAAAAUAUAGAUAACAUCAAAGUGAAGAAGAAAAUUUUAAAUUUAGCCGAAAGCUCACUAUUUCACAAAUAUAAAUCUACAAGUCUUGGUCAGAGUUUCGCCAACCUCUCUAAAGAAAGUAAGAAAAAAAAGUAUGACCUUAACAAUUGAAUAUGGGUGUUAUUUUAUGAAUUUUAAAAAGAUAUGAAUUCAACUUAUGUUUUUAGCUUUUUUGUUUUGUACAAUUUAAUUACUUAACAAGUCACAUAGCUUCUGUUACUUAUAAAACGGGAGUUGUAGCCCUGCUGCAUUACUGUAAGUGAUGGGUUUAGUAUUACGAUACAACAAACUUUGCAGAGACAUAAAGACAUAUUUUUAAUAGCAUGUGUGUAAAUAUCUAUUUAGUGCAUUUAUAUGAAACAUACAUACUCUUUGCAAUUUACUGAUAAUCAGAACACUCUCAUGAUUUUACACAUUAGCUAUGAAACAAUAUAAAUAUUUUUUAGACAUAUUUUAUGGUUUAAUGUAAUUUGUUAAUAUAUAACAAUAUUUUUGUGUGUUUUGAGUCAAAUGAAAUGUUAACUUUUAUGAAUAGAUUUAUUUUUAUAAAAUUUUGUUAGCAUUUAAAAUCCAAUCUUGUUAAAUAUUAGAGAUUUGGAUCAAUUCAUACCUUGCUAUCUCUUGCAGUUCUAGUCAAAUUUUUCAUAUUCUUGCUGGACAUCCACAUGUUUAAAAGGAAACUAUGAAAAAGUUAUACAUUCUUUAUUGUGAAAAUGUCACUUUCCUUGCGACUUCAAAAUAAUAAAACUCAGUGGAUAAUGCAUUAAAAUAUAUGAGAAAAGAUGAAAUAUAUUUAUAAAGUUACAACUAUAUAUCUGUAUGAAUUUCAAAUUUUUUAUGUAAACUUGGAUUCUUAUGUUUUUUGUGUAGUGUUAGAGUUUAGUGUUCUUCUGUAAAAAAUAUUUUGUUAGUUCUUUUAUUAGUUUAUUAUAGGAUUUAGUAAAAUUUACCAUCCCGCAUAAUAUAUAUAAAAUGAAAAGUUUUAAACAAUUAUUUAUUUGUAGAAAAAAAAUAUGUAUAUAGUAAAAUAAUACAUGC